Molecule: messenger RNA, 2108 nt
Organism: Astyanax mexicanus (Mexican tetra)
Lineage: Eukaryota; Metazoa; Chordata; Actinopteri; Characiformes; Acestrorhamphidae
Product: tripartite motif-containing protein 16-like
Exons: 6
Coding region: 27-1703 (558 amino acids)
Molecular function (GO): zinc ion binding; protein binding
Source: RefSeq, a predicted model, not a curated record
AGGAAACAAAAUCUUCACACUGUAAAAUGGCAGAAGCCAAUGUUUCACUGGCUCAGGAUGAGUUCAGCUGUUCAGUCUGCCUGGAUCUCCUGAAGGAUCCAGUUACUAUUAACUGUGGACACAGUUUCUGUAUGGUGUGUAUUAACAAGUGCUGGGAUCAGGAGGAUCAGAAGAAGAUCUACAGCUGCCCUCACUGCAGACACACCUUCACCUCAAGACCUGUCGUGCGUAAAAACACCAUGCUGGCUGAGGUGGUGGAGAAACUGAAGAAGACGAGACUCCAGGCUGCUCCUCCUGAUCACUCUUCUGCUGAUCCUGAAGAUGUGGAGUGUGAUUCCUGUACUGGGAGAAAACACAAAGCCGUCCAGUCCUGCCUGGUGUGUCUGGCCUCUUACUGUGAAGCUCACCUCCAGCCUCACUACCAAUCUCCAGCCUUUAAGAAGCACAAGCUGGUCAAAGCCUCCAGACGACUCCAGGAGCAGAUCUGCUCUCAGCACGAUAAACUGCUGGAGGUUUACUGUCGCACCGACCAGCAGUGUAUCUGCAUGCUGUGUAUGCUGGAUCACCAUAAAGCACAUGAUACAGUGUCACUUGCAGCAGAAAGAUCUGAGAAACAGAAGCAGGUGGUGGAAACACAGAGGAAAUACAAGGAGAGAAUCCAGGAGAGAGAGAAGGAGCUUCAGGAGUUAAUAGAAGCUGUGGAAACUCAAAAGCGCUCUGCUCAGACAGCAGUGCAGGACAGUGAGAAGAUCUUCACUGAGAUUAUCCUCUCCAUUGAGAGAAGACGCUCUGAGGUGAGGCAGAUGAUCAGAGAUCAGGAGAAAGCUGCAGAGAGUCGAGCUGAAGAACGUCUGAAGAGACUGGAGCAGGAGAUCACAGAGCUGAAGAGGAGAGAUGCUGAUCUGGAGAAGCUUUCAUUCACAGAGGAUCACAUCCAUUUCCUCCAGAGUUUUCAGACUCUCUCAGCUCCUCCUGGAUCUUCAGCAUCACCUGCUUUUACUCUCAGUCCUCUCAACACUUUUGAAGUUGUUAUGAAGUCUGUUUCUCAGCUGAGAGGAAAACUAGACGAAUUCUGGAAAGAGGAAUUUGAGAAGACAUCAGCUGCAGUGAAGGAAGUGCAGAUCAUUCUUCCUCCUGAACCCAAAAGCAGAGAAGAGUUUCUGGAGUAUUCCUGUCAGCUCACACUGGAUCCAAACACAGCCAAUAAAUACCUCCUCCUGUCUGAGAGGAACACAGUGGUGACCCGCAGCGACACAGUCCAGCCAUAUCCUGACCAUCCAGACAGAUUUGAUGGAUGGCCUCAGGUUCUGUGUAGAGAGAGUGUGAGUGGACGCUGCUACUGGGAGGUUGAGUGGAGAGGAGAUGGAGGGGUUGGUAUAGCAGUGUCUUAUAAAAGCAUCUCCAGGAAGGGAGGAGGCUGGGAGUGUGGGUUUGGAUUUAAUGGUCAGUCUUGGAGAUUGUUCUGUAAUUCCUCCAGAUACACAUUCAAAUACAAUAACAGAGAUACUGAAAUCUCUGGAGUGCCCGUCUCCUCUAGAAUAGGAGUGUAUGUGGAUCACAGGGCAGGAACUCUGUCCUUCUACAGCAUCUCUGAUACCAUGACCCUCAUCCACAGAGUCCAGACCACCUUCACUCAGCCGCUCUACGCUGGGUUUUGGUUGAGCUCCAACUCAUCAGUAAAUCUUUUACUUUCAGCAAAAUAGAUGAACAUGCAGAACAAAGGGAAGAGCUGGAUGAGAUCAGAUAAGAACUGCAGAAUCUAGACUGUAGAGCUGAUCAAAUAAAGUUAUAAUAGUGCUGGGAGAUAUUGUUAAUAUAAAUAAUCAUAAUUCUGAACGGUAAUUACGUCUGUCCCAGAUUAGAACUGCAGGUACAUUUCCUGUAUGGAAAGAUUUAUUCAGAUGUAGUGUUAAAUAGUUUAAACUGUUUAUAUCAUUAACAGAGCUCACAGUAACAGAGUUCAUAUUUUAAACUUCAUAUUACAGAAUUUUAUUAAUUUUUAACACAUUAUCAUUUAUUAUAAACUGAAUGAAAGAUCACAAUAAAAUGUUUAAAUUAUUGUACUGUUGUUUUAUCCUCAACAUUUUUAUAUUAAACCAAAGAGAGAG